AUGUCGGAUUACGAAGAUGAUAUGGACAUUGAUGCCCCGCCGGCCCAGGAGUCGACCGUGUUUAAUGCUGAUAGCACAGAUGUGAAAGGCAAAAGAAUCGUUGCUGAUCUACCCGUUGAAGCAGGAGAUAAUCUUCCCUGGGUUGAGAAAUACCGUCCAGAUACGCUUGACGACGUCUCCGGACACCAAGACAUCAUUGCCACAAUUAACAGAUUUGUCGACUCAAACAGAUUGCCUCAUCUUCUACUCUAUGGCCCUCCUGGAACCGGAAAGACUUCGACAAUCCUCGCGCUGGCGCGACGGAUAUAUGGAACAAAGAACAUGCGCCAAAUGGUUCUAGAACUCAAUGCUAGUGACGACAGAGGAAUUGAUGUAGUGAGAGAACAGAUCAAAACUUUUGCCAGUACAAAGCAAAUAUUCUCAACGGCGCCCUCGUCGGGGUCAGGCUUAGGUGCAUUCAAACUUAUUAUUCUUGACGAGGCCGAUGCCAUGACUUCAGCUGCACAGAUGGCGCUACGUCGAAUCAUGGAAAAAUAUACUGCCAACACCCGAUUUUGCAUUAUUGCAAACUAUACUCACAAACUAUCACCUGCACUACUAUCUCGAUGCACACGGUUCCGAUUUAGCCCCUUAAAGGAGCAAGAUAUCAGAAAACUCGUGGAUAUCGUAAUAGAGAAGGAACAGGUGCAGAUCCAGCCAAACGCCAUUGAUAGUCUGGUAAAAUUGAGCAAAGGAGACAUGAGACGAGCUUUGAAUGUUCUCCAAGCAUGUCACGCGAGUAGCAUGCCGCUCCCUUCAACGAAGGGUGCCACCAACCAGCCACCGCAAGAAAGAGAAACUAUCACCGAAGAGACCAUCUACACAUGCAUCGCUGCUCCACAUCCAGCCGACGUCAAGACGAUUCUAGAAACCCUCCUAUCAACGUCAGACGUGACUUCAUGUUUAAAUACCGUACAAACGCUAAAAUCCAACAAAGGGCUAGCAUUGGCUGAUAUAAUCACCGCGCUGGCGACGGAACUUCAGACUUUAGAGGUUCCUCCCCAAGUCCGGGUUUCCUGGAUAGAGGGUUUGGCAGAUGUGGAGUGGAGGUUGUCAGGGGGUGGAAGUGAGACCAUUCAAACGGGUGGUAUGGUCGGUGUUAUACGCACCGGCUCAAACGACACAGCGGAGCGAAAUGACGCAGAGUCAUAG
Molecule: messenger RNA, 1191 nt
Organism: Arthroderma uncinatum
Lineage: Eukaryota; Fungi; Ascomycota; Eurotiomycetes; Onygenales; Arthrodermataceae
Product: replication factor C subunit 3
Exons: 6
Coding region: 1-1191 (396 amino acids)
Biological process (GO): DNA-templated DNA replication; DNA repair
Cellular component (GO): Rad17 RFC-like complex; Elg1 RFC-like complex; DNA replication factor C complex
Molecular function (GO): ATP hydrolysis activity; DNA binding; ATP binding
Source: RefSeq, a predicted model, not a curated record